This is a messenger RNA of Amoebophrya sp. A120, 2874 nucleotides long. The record is from the annotation of a GenBank genome assembly. NCBI's taxonomy places the organism in Eukaryota, Dinophyceae, Syndiniales, Amoebophryaceae.
CAAAAGGAAAAGCAUAAACAUGAGUAGCCGCAGCCGGUCUUAAUCUCCAUGAAUGCAACAGCACUGCAUCAAGAAUCCCAAUCUGCACUAUGUCUAUGGGUUGUACUACGCUUUUCCAGUGCAUACUCUCGUUGGAGCUGCAAUACGAACUGAAACACGUGGACAAGCUGAAGCAGGUGGUCGAAAACUGUGACAUCAUAUGACAGCGCACAACUAACUCUCCCCCUCAUUUGUCAUGGAAAAUACCAAAUGCUAUGCACACUUUGCCUCUUGGCACUUUAUGCAUGACAGACUCUGGUAGCGCAAACAGCACUACAUUCCGCGUCGCAUUUGUCAUGCAAAACCUGCAGUCUUGCCGAGGCUUGUAUUCUUUCUGUUCAUGCCAUACAAAUGAGGGGGAGGGGAAGUUGUGCAGUCUCAUACAUCACCUUCACAAAAGAAGACUUGGACAAAGAAGACCCUGACCACUCGGGCAUCAUGAUACCACCUGGAUCUUCAUCUCGCGGACGGGGGCAUCAAAACGUGGCCACGACAGGAGGAGCUGAGCCGGCGUACGGAACAACGAUAGCCCACGACGGGGAUGGAGGCGCCGUCGUAGCGCCAGGUCCACCUUCCACAAAGAGGAAAGUGAAAGAAGUUCGCGGCGCAGGUGUCGCUCGUUGGGCGGAAAAACACGGCUCUUCCUGUCGCGUGUUGACCAUCACGUCAGCGAAUAUUCCCAAAUACCCGUAUCCAUAGAAGAAAUUUUGUUCAGCUGGUGAUAGUCCGUCGUGAGACGUUCUCUUGCUCCUCAUAUGAGAUUUAAAAGUCGUUGCUUCAUCGACCUCCGGGAAGGUGGCUGAUGAUAUGGUUGGACGAGUUAAGAACACUCUUCGUGUUUCAAGUUUUAGAAGCAUAAACCACACUCAUCUCAUCACGACGUCGACAUCUUCACACAUAUGUUUUGGCGUUUCAUACUGCUGCGGGCGAGGCGAUUGCAAACCACUGCUACCGGCUGGAGAAGCUUUCUGCCGCGGACAACUCGGAGAUUGACGACGAACUAGCGAUUAAGCUCUGCAAAAAGAUCUUUGACAGUAAUGGGCAAAACUCCAAGCUCGAGAAGCUGUUUCUGAACGGCACCAGCGUAACGGACGCCGGUUAUCCUGAGUAAAAACGUACCCACACCAGAGUCAGGAUGGGGAUUUUGCAACACAAACCUAGGAGUUUUGUGAGUCACGCAUGACAAUUUGCACUCUGCAGUGUAGUGCAGGUUAGCAAGUGCAGCCGCGGCACAGAUUCAUCUGCUCAUCCUGUUCACAGCAUCACAAAUUCCAAAACGCGAUUGGAAAUGGCUCUCAUGGGGAUGCGCAUUACAAGUCUUCCUGUCUUUGCAAAUCUGCAUUACAACUCUGGCGUGGGUACGUUUUUCCUCAGGAUACCGCAUGCGGCGAGUUCCUCAAGUACUGUCCGAACCUGCACAUGCUGGCGCUGAGCCGCUCCAAGUUCUCGGACAUUGGGGCGAAGGCGGUGUCAGAAAACUGCCGCGAGUUGAAGGUUCUCGGCGUCAACAGCUGCGGUUUGACGGACAAAGGCGUGCGUGACCUGCUCUACGUGACGAGGACUACUUGUACAACGUCUUCAACUUCUGACGAUGGAUUUAUUUUUGCAGGUGCCCCCGAGGGCGAUAGAAUAGUUGUACACCGCGAAGAUCAUGAUCCCCACCAAGAUCACGGACCGCGAGCUGCACCUCGUCCAGGAGAAACAGAAAGUCUGAACAACGUCGACAGAACCGGAUUUUCUGAGCAGGAGCCAGAGACUGGUCCAGCUGCAGAAGCGGUACUACUAGUUGCUGCAAAUACAAGAACUAAUUAUACAAGGACCUACAGCACGCCCUCCACCUAUGGCAGCUCAAACCUGCACACGUUUAAGCUUGCGGACACGCCGAUCACCGACGACGCGUGCACCUCCAUCGCGGUGUCGCUGAACAUGAAGUUGAAAACCCUGCAUCUGUUCAAGUGCGACCGCGUCACGGACCAGGGAAUCCGGGUGGUGGCGGAAAACUGCCAGAACCUGGAGGAAAUAGACCUCCACGGUCUGCAGUUCGUCACUGACUUGUCUGCACAUGCUUUGGCGGACAACUGCCCGCAUCUGAAGCGCUUUUACCUUUCUGACACCAGCAUCACCGCCCGGGGGUUGAAUCGUCUUCUGGAAAAAGAGAACGCCGUGAAGAUCAUGCGGCUGGAGGCGAAAAAUUGCGUCUUUGAGGAGGCGGAGCGGAAAGCGCUGCGGGAGAAAGCUACCGUGCUCUCGGAACAGCUCCAGCUCGUGCUGUGAGAUAAGGGACGUUGUACUGCGAAAGCAACUAAGUUUAAGUACUACCCGACGAGCAGCACGCUCUUGUUUCCAUGUUAGCAUGACCUGCCGACGGCGCUUUUGGUCCAGCUGGUGCCGCUGCGAUACUUACGGGGCUAAUAUACUAGAAAAGACGUGUAGUUGACAAAUACAAGUUCGGUCUCCAUCAAAGUUUGUGCUUGGACUAGAGAUGUGUCGUUCAACAUGAUCGUCAGGAACAUUUAUAGCAGGCUUGGGCGUCUGCAACCGAAGAACCCGCAUCGGUUGCGCCCACAUCGCUCUUCCUUCGUAAGCACUUCAUAAUCAUUCAAAGAAAAGCCGCCCUUGUAUGAUUUGCUCUUUGAUCGCAAAUGUCUACCUGAUCUACUUUGUCAGGACCAGGAGGAGCUGCUUUGCCAGCAGCAUUACAUCGGUACUAGUUGGUGGUCAGACACUACUAAACCUUGUCGGCGUUUUUCUCCGUUCGCUACAGAAUGUUGUUCUACUUUAUCGCGACGUGUUUACACCGUGACUGAAGAGCUGCGCACGAUGCGCAUUUUAUGG